This is a messenger RNA of Didymella exigua CBS 183.55, 1049 nucleotides long. RefSeq lists its product as uncharacterized. The coding region runs from base 192 to 983 and encodes 263 amino acids. The transcript is spliced from 3 exons. Lineage: Eukaryota; Fungi; Ascomycota; Dothideomycetes; Pleosporales; Didymellaceae. The record is from RefSeq and is a predicted model, not a curated record.
GCUCGACUUCACUGCUGCGCGUUUCUGCUCGAGUAGUACACAGCACAAAGCCGACUUGAGUACAUGCAUCGUCGCUCUUGCGACACAAUGCACCUUUAACAGCUUGUCGCUCUUGCCUAACAGAGGCGCUCGGGCACUUACGUCACCGCGAACCCAAUGCUCCAUUAAUGAUCUGCGCCUCCACAAACAUCAUGGCAACAUUCGACACGCUACCCCUCGAGAUACUGUUCCGGGUCUUGGACUCUGUUUCGAGCCCACACGAUUCGAUAUCCUCCUCUUUUCAUCCGCUGAACAGCCUCGCCGCAGCAAACAAGCAUUUCGACUCGGCAGUAGAGGAGUACACACGUGUUCUACUAAAGCAACAUGCCAACUUCGCGCCCAAAAAGAAAUCUAAGACUUACAUAAACCGAAAGAAAUGGCUCGCCGAGACUUGUCAGCUCUGCUACAAGACAAGCAAGCGGAGAUCGACGCUCUGGAGCGUUUUAACAUGUUGCCUGACAUGUGACAAGAAGCAUUUUCCGAAAGUAACUAUGACCAAUGCCAUCAAUCAACACAAGCUUUCGAAGCUUGACCUCUUCACGCCAAAUCGCCUGCAUCCUACCCUGCCAUCUCUAUCCCACGGGGAGUACCCGGUCAUGGGCGGUGUCGCUACCAUGAUCUACGAGCCAGAUCUUGUUGCGCGAGGAGAUUAUCUCCAUGGUCUGCUUGGUCUCUUAGACCACACUGACAACAGUACUGCACGUAGACGAGUCAGGCGUCAUGACCUGCUGAUGAUGCAUAUGGAAGUCGCAUACUCUACCGCCCGCAAGAUCUGGUAUCGAAAAUCUCCUUCAUUGAGAGAAGAAGGCAAAGCACCGGCGGUCAGAAAGAGCAUGGAGACCCGAGAGAGUCGAGACGCAUUCGUGCGAGAUGCUCUUGCGUCAGAGCGGGCUUCACUGCAUUCUCAAGGCGCGUCAGAAGAUACGGCUAUCGAGCUCGAUUAGAUCUUAUGCAAGGAAAGGCUAGCAUACUUUGCACACAAUUUUUUCACCUCACAUGACUGACGAAGG